GGAGGGAUGUGUAAUUCUCUCCUCAACCACAGGGGGCGGACUUCCCUGUUUGAUAAUCCCGGAAGUUUGAUUUUUUUGCAUCCGACGUGUCAAACUGUCGCCAUUUUCCUGUCAAGAAAGGAAACGCCUUAGAGGAAACAUUGAAGCCGCGGCUCUUGUUUCCUUUUUUCCCCUCCUUUUUAUUUAAUACAUUUUUUCAAGCAGAAGUAAGUGCCCGUCAACCGCCACCAUGGGGAACGUGUUUGCAGGACUCUUUAAAAUGUUUGGGAAGAAAGAGAUGAGAAUACUCAUGGUGGGUCUAGAUGCUGCAGGAAAGACGACUAUUUUGUACAAACUUAAACUUGGAGAGAUUGUGACCACCAUCCCUACCAUAGGCUUUAAUGUUGAGACUGUAGAGUAUAAAAACAUCAGCUUCACUGUGUGGGAUGUUGGCGGCCAGGACAAAAUCCGACCAUUGUGGCGUCAUUACUUCCAGAACACUCAAGGCCUCAUCUUCGUCGUGGACAGCAAUGACAGAGAGCGAUGCGGCGAGGCCCGGGAGGAGCUCCUGAGGAUGUUGGCGGAGGAUGAGCUGCGGGAUGCUGUCCUGUUGGUUUUUGCCAACAAACAAGACCUCCCAAACGCAAUGAACGCUGCAGAACUAACGGACAAGUUGAACCUUCACUCCCUGCGUAACAGAAACUGGUACAUCCAGGCGACCUGCGCCACCACCGGAGACGGUCUCUACGAAGGACUUGAUUGGCUGUCCAAUCAGCUCAAGAGCCAUUAAUGAUCAGAGCCUUUGAAAAACCCUAAUCUACUGCACGCAGUCUUUGACUUUACUUACAGUUAAGGUGUCGCGAGACUGUUCCGUCAUUGUCAAAGCUGCCCUCACCUGUGCCAGCGAUGAGGUGAGGUGGGUCUAUUUUUGUAAAGCCUUUGUUUUUGCUUCUCUGUUUUGUGUGCACGUUGAUUGGAUAAUGGGACGGACGAUUGCACUGUUGUUGAUUCCAGUGUCUCCGGCAGUCAGGCAGCCUUUUUCAAUAGAUGAUAAAUGGGAGAAACGGACUUUCCGAGCACAUUUUGACCUCAAUGCAACCAGAUGACUUUGACGGUCAUGAACUGUAGCAAGAGAUCACUGAGCUUUUUUAUAAACAAUAAGCAGAAUAAUACACUGAUUUAGCUUUUGCUGCUACUGUAGUAACUUACCAUUGACUGUCUAACAACCUGUAAGUUACCGUGUAGUUCAAAGGUAGAAAGUUUAAACUGACCUCACUUUUCUAUGAGCACUUAUUGCUUUUUUUAAAUAAAGUUUUCAAACGCUGCACUGAACAGACUCCUAUGUAGCUGCGAGGGCGAAAACACUGGUUUUGUACUAAAAUCUGCUCUUGACAUGACUAAAUUCCCUUUAUUUUGCUUUACAAUUCAACUUUAAUAUCCCUGUUUUAGAAUCAUAAGCAUUCAGUUUAAUUUAUUCACAUCUGUGUAUUUGUUUUGACAGCAAUACCAAAGCUAUCUGCAUGCUUUAACGGAUCUUUGGUGUAAAUAUGCAGAUUUAUUCAGUUGUUGUAAACACUUCCUAAUUUUUUUCAAACUUUGUUCCUAAAAAAUCUGAGUGUGGCUACAUGUUUUUUUUUCAUAAUACAUGUUUUGAUUUGUAAUGAAUAUUUCAAGGUUAUGUUUGUUGUAAAAGCUUCUGUUUGCCUUUUUUGGGAGGGGGGGGACUCCUGAAAAUAAAAUGAUUUGAAGCGA
Oryzias melastigma (Indian medaka) is the source of this 1731-nucleotide messenger RNA. RefSeq names its product ADP-ribosylation factor 1 (gene arf1). Gene Ontology annotation, cellular component: cytoplasm; plasma membrane. Gene Ontology annotation, molecular function: GTPase activity; GTP binding. Gene Ontology annotation, biological process: intracellular protein transport; vesicle-mediated transport. The record is from RefSeq and is a predicted model, not a curated record. The coding region runs from base 230 to 769 and encodes 179 amino acids. The transcript is spliced from 5 exons. NCBI's taxonomy places the organism in Eukaryota, Metazoa, Chordata, Actinopteri, Beloniformes, Adrianichthyidae.